AUGGGGAUUAAAGGAAUGUGGGAAAUGAUAAAAGAGAAAGGGAAAGAGAUAGAAGAGGAAGAGAUUAAAGGGAAAAGAGUUGCGAUAGAUAUAAGUGAGAUAAUAAUUAGAUGUAUGAAAAAGAAAGAAGAUGUGAAUACGAUGAUGAUGAAAAUAAUAAUCAAAAGUAAAGAAAAAGGGAUUUAUCCAAUAUUUGUAUUUGAUGGGAAAACACAAACAUAUUUAAAAGAAAACACAAUCAAAAAAAGGAUAAAAAGAUAUAAUAAAGAAGAAGAAAGAAAGAAAGAAAUAGAAAAGAAAGAAAUAAAUAAAUUAAUAACAUCAAUUCAAAAAAGAAAGAAAGAACAUAUAGAAAAUAAUAAUACAAAUAAUAAUAAUAAUGAAGAAGAACUUCUUUUACUUAUUAAAAAAGAUAAACAAGAUGAAUACAAACUUACUCCAAAUAUAUCAUUAAUUCAAAAUAUUAAUUCUAAUUUAAAUUCUAUUAAACGAAUUUAUUCUGAUUCUCUUCUUGAUUCUUCUUCUUCUCCUUUUCUUUUUACUCAUACUCAAAUUAAUCAUAGAAUUAUACAUGGUUUUUAUAAUAGAUAUUCUUAUUCUAUUAAUUCUCCUCAUCAUUCUUCUCUUUUAUCUUCUGAUCUUUCUCUUUGGGGUCUUGGUGCUCUUUCUUUUUCUCUUUAUUCUUCUUUAAUCAAUUCUUUUCUUUCUUCUCUUUCUUCUAUUCCUCUUUCUGAUUCUUCUAUUCCUCCUUUCCUUUCUUCAAUUGAUUCAUUUGAGUCAAUUGAUUCAAUUGGUUCAACUUCUUCUCCUCUUUCUAUUUCUCCUUAUCAAUCUAUCCUUUCAUCUCACACAACUCUUCCCAAUACUGCUAAUUCUAUAAAUUAUGAUUAUGAUUGUUAUAAUAACUGUGGUUAUAACUAUGAUGACUACAAUGAUUGUGAUGAUUAUGAUGACGAAAAGAUAAAACACGAUGAUUAUGAUGAUGAAAAAAGAAGGAAAGAAAAUAGAAGAAAUGAAAACACAAGAAGAGAAGAUGGAACAGACGAGAUAACAUCUUUUCUUCCACUCAUUCCUCAAUUGGACAAAGACACAACAACAACAGAUUGGAUCAACAAUUCCACAUCCAUUCAACCAUCUUAUUGUUUUCAACAAAACAUCAACAAUGAUAGAAAUUACAAUAUAAACAAUGACAUAGAAAAAGAAAGAAAUAAAACUAAAGAAAAUAAAGAAGAAAGAACAAACAAACAAAUUGACACUAAAGAAGUGAAGAUAGAAGAAAUAAACAAAAUAAAGAUAGAAGAAAUAAACAAAGAAAAGCAAGAAGAAGAAAUCAUUCAAGAAAUAGAAGAGAUAAUUAAUCGUAUGAAAGAAGAAAAGAAAGAAAAACAAAAGUGUUGUAUCAAUAUAAAAGAAGAAACAAAACAAGAAGAACAUAUUUCCAAAGAAGAAACAAACAAUCAAAUGAAAGAAAAAGAAGAAAUAUAUGAAAUAAUUAAUAAAGAUCAUAUUAAUGAUAUUAAUAAAGAUGAUAUUAAUGAUAUUAACAAAGAAAAAGAAGAAGAAGAAAUAAAAGAAAUAAUUAACAUAAAAGAAGAAGAAAUAAAAGAAAUUAAUAAUAAAGAAAAGAAAGAAAAAGAAAAUUUUAAUUGUAUUAGUAAUGGAAUUAUUAAGAAUCAAGUUAUUUAUCAAAAACUUAUUAAAAUGUUUAAAGAAAUUAACAUUCCAUAUAUAAUUGCACCAGGUGAAGCUGAAGCUCAAUGUUAUCAACUUGAACAUGAUGGAUUAUGUGAUUAUAUAGCAACAAAUGAUAGUGAUAUCUUUGUUUAUGGUGCUAAAAAUGUUAUCAAAAACUUAUUCACUUCUUCUCAUCCUCUUUUAUAUUCUUCUUCAACUUUCGACUAUUCUCUUGACCAAAUUAGACUUUAUUCUCUUCUUGUUCCUUCUGACUAUUCUAAUGGCAUUCCUAACAUCGGUCCAAUCUCUGCUAAAAAAAUCAUCAAUUCUUUUCAUACAAUCAAUGACUUCCUCAAUCCCUCCCUUCUUUCUUCUCCUCCUCCUCAUCUCUCUUCUAUCCUAUCUUCUCUUCAUCUUCCCCCUCAUUUCCCUAACCCUUUAAUUCUUUCUCAAUUCUCUUCUCCAAACGUUCUUCUUUCUCCUUCUCUUCCUAUCUCUCCUCUCCCUUCUCUUUCUUCUCUUUUCCUUUAUUCUAAACACUCUUUACAUUGGUCUUCUUCUCUUCUUCUUCGUUAUUUCCCUUCUUUCUGCUAG
This is a messenger RNA of Entamoeba dispar SAW760, 2268 nucleotides long. RefSeq lists its product as uncharacterized. Gene Ontology annotation, cellular component: nucleus. The record is from RefSeq and is a predicted model, not a curated record. Lineage: Eukaryota; Evosea; Mastigamoebida; Endamoebidae. Gene Ontology annotation, molecular function: DNA endonuclease activity; single-stranded DNA binding. Gene Ontology annotation, biological process: nucleotide-excision repair. The transcript has a single exon. Bases 1 to 2268 code for a protein of 755 amino acids.